CGAGGCGGAAGCUGGAGUGGGCGUCCCACGUGGGGGUCUGCGGCGAUGGAGGUGGACGAGCCCAGCUCCCGGGCUCCUGGCUGUAGCCUGCGACACUUCGCUUGUGAACAGAACCUGCUAUCCCGGCCCGAUGGCUCCUCUUCCUUUCUUCAAGGUGACACGUCCGUGCUGGCUGGAGUGUACGGACCGGCAGAGGUGAAGGUCAGCAAGGAGAUCUUCAACAAGGCCACACUCGAAGUGAUCCUGAGACCCAAGAGUGGGCUCCCCGGCGUGCCAGAGAAGAGCCGCGAGCGGCUGAUCAGGAGCACGUGUGAGGCGGUGGUGCUGGGCGCCCUGCACCCCCGCACCUCCAUCACCGUGGUGCUCCAGGUGGUCAGCGACGCCGGCUCCCUCCUGGCUUGUUGCCUGAAUGCCGCCUGUAUGGCACUGGUGGAUGCAGGUGUGCCCAUGCGAGCCCUCUUUUGUGGGGUCACCUGUGCCCUGGACUCUGACGGGACCCUCAUGCUGGACCCCACGGCCAAGCAAGAGAAGGAGGCCCGAGCCGUCCUCACGUUUGCUCUGGACAGUGUGGAGCAGAAGCUGUUGAUGUCCACCACGAAGGGGCUCUAUUCCGAUGCCGAGCUCCAGCAGUGCCUGGCCGCAGCCCAGGCGGCCGCGCAGCACGUCUUCCGCUUCUUCCGGGAAUCGCUGCAAAGGCGUUACUCCAAGAGCUGAGGCAGGUCGGGGCACGGCGCCCGCCCGCAGCAGCCAGCUCCCGGCCUUGGCUCUGUCCACGUGCCUGUGUGGCAAUAGAGGUUUCUGUGCCAGGCUCGGUUAGGGGACUCGGGACAGGCCUGGCUCCUGAGAGCCGCGGGGCUGAGUGGGAAGCGUUAGAGGGGCGCAGCGGGGCUGAGUGGGCCCGGUGGUUAGUGGCUUUCACCCUCACAGCCUGUCUGGCCUGCGUUCGGUUCCCAGGUAUCUGUGUAAAGCCAGAUAGAAAAAAGUAGCCCAUGCGUCUGAUGUGUGUUUGCAGUGGCAAGAGGCCCUGGCGUGUCUGUACGUGCACACACACACACACAAGCGUGUGCGGAAAUAAAGGAUGCUCAGCCCUA
Molecule: messenger RNA, 1091 nt
Organism: Jaculus jaculus (lesser Egyptian jerboa)
Lineage: Eukaryota; Metazoa; Chordata; Mammalia; Rodentia; Dipodidae
Gene: Exosc5
Product: exosome component 5
Exons: 6
Coding region: 46-714 (222 amino acids)
Biological process (GO): U4 snRNA 3'-end processing; nuclear mRNA surveillance; poly(A)-dependent snoRNA 3'-end processing
Cellular component (GO): nuclear exosome (RNase complex); nucleolus; cytoplasmic exosome (RNase complex)
Source: RefSeq, a predicted model, not a curated record